Molecule: messenger RNA, 5817 nt
Organism: Lethenteron reissneri (Far Eastern brook lamprey)
Lineage: Eukaryota; Metazoa; Chordata; Hyperoartia; Petromyzontiformes; Petromyzontidae
Product: F-box only protein 30-like
Molecular function (GO): zinc ion binding; ubiquitin protein ligase activity; protein binding
Source: RefSeq, a predicted model, not a curated record
AUUCAUAUUCCUUAGCCACGCCCUCUCCGUGACGUCACGUCAACACUCCGGCUCUCGCUGCCGGGGCUAAUGCAGUUACUAUUACUUAUACUUGGCAGCGCUUCAACAUACUUUAUUUUAAAUCUUUACUUACAAUUGUUGCUAAUUCCGCUCGUCUGCGACGCCACGACAGACUUUAGUGGUCGUUGAGCGGCGUUGAGUCGACGCCGACUAUCGACCGGAACACCCCCUGUGCGCCGCGGCUGCAGCCCCCCGAGCAUGGCCGGAUCCGGUGGCUAGGAAAGACGGUCAGUACCAUGCUGAGAGUAAUUUGGAGUUCCACGUGAUUUCAUUGCCAGCAACUUCGAGGAAGGACCCCAACCAUGCGUCGUCGCAGCGGGGCCUCUCCGCCGCCUCCCUCGGGCCAUGCCCACUGCCUGAGCUGUGUGAGCUCACGCUGCCGCGCCACGCCCGAGGCGCGCGUGUGCUGCGCGCAGGUGGGCUGCCCGUGCGCAUGCGGCGCCCGCUACCACGCGUGCAAGGGCGACGAGCACGCGCUGCUGUGCCCGCUGGAGCGCGUGCCCUGCAUCAACCGCGACUUCGGUUGCCCCUUCUCCAUGCAGCGGUGCAGGCUGGGUCAGCACCUGCAGACAUGCCCUGCCAGCGUGGUAUGCUGCAGCAUGGAAUGGAACCGCUGGCCCAUCAGCUACACGGACCGCAAGCUGUUUGAGCAGCUGUGUCGCCACGGAGACCCUGACAAGCAGCUGGACCUCGCCGUGGCUCAGCGCGACCAGAGGCUGCUGUUGCAGACUCUUCAGGGUGCGCGGCUCUUCCCAGAGCUCAUGCCAGAGUCACCAAUAAUGCCUUGCCCCACCGCUGAUGCUGCGUGUCCUACUCCUCCGGCUGGAAGUAAGGGUCAUCUCGAGAAGGACCUCCAGGACUUGUACAGAGCCACCAUGGAGACCACCAAGUGCCUGGAGGCCGCACUUGACCUUCUCAACAAUGGCACGGACCAUGCGACGGGAGGCCGUGGCUGUCCUGCGUCCCGGGACACAGAGGACACUGGUGACACGGACGAGGUCGUGAGAGCCAUCGUGGACACAUUUGACGCUGCCCUGUUCAGCAAGGAACGGUCGCAGCAGCGUGCCACCGCCAAGGCGGAGGCUUCCGUGGCGGGUUCGGGCAGCACCAUGGGGGGCCCCGCGGAGGACGGGCCGGUGCUGCCCCCUCCGCACAACGGCGUGACGGGGCCAGACGGCGGUGCCGCCGCGUCGCUCCCGCUAGCGGGAGGCUCCGACGGCACGGACUCAACUUCGUGCCAGAGCCAGCAGGGCAGCAUGCUCAUCCACUUUGGACAACGAGCGGCGUGCACGCCACGCGAACAAGACUUCGUCUACGGCUGCCUGGAGCCGCAGGCGAUCACCACUGUCAGCACUUUCAAGGUGCCGACGUCGUUCCGGGGCUACAAGUCGCGCUUGAGCGAUGCCAUGCAGUUCCGGCGCAGCCGUGAGGACCGAGCCGUGGAUACAAGCGACCUGGACUCGGGCGUGGACGAGGAGGGGGAGCACUCGAGCCUGGGCCGCAUGGACGUGCUCACGGCUGCCUUCAUGUAUUGCCUGGAGGGGGAGGCGCGGCCAGGCACAGGCAUCUCCGACAUGCGCAGCACUGGAGAUGGAUACCACGUCGAUGUGGGCACGCAGACUUUCGUCUUCCCCACGCUCCUGGCCUCCAAGGACUUCCUUGCGAACCUUGCCUCUGACACGGGAUUUCUCCGGAAGGAGGAGCUCGCUGUAUCACCACUGCCACAGGUUCUGGCGUUGGACCUGGUGCAAGACUGCGUCACCAUGUACCACACGAAGCAGCGCUCCGUGUUCACCUUCGUCUGCGGCCAGAGCUUCCGUCGUGACGAGUUCUCGUGGCACUUUCGCAACUCACACGGCGACGUACACUCGGCGCUCAACGGCUGGCUGGAGCAGCGCUGCCCGCUCGCGCACUACGGCUGUUCGCACUCGCAGCGCCGGCUGUGCCCCGUUGCACAGGGCUACCGGUUGGUGCACAGCGCGGAGAUGGGAGCUCUGGGCGUGAGCAUGAGCCAGCCGUCGCCAUCACCGUCAGGUGAUGCGAACGGCAGCGCUGACCAAUUGAGCGCGCUGCCCUUCGAGAUCGUGCGCCGCGUGGCCGCUAUGCUCGAUGGGUUCAGCCUUUGCCAGCUGGCGCUGGUGUCGCGCACGAUGCGCGACGUGUGCUCCAGCCUGCUGCACGAGCGCGGCAUGGUGGCGCUUGUGUGGGAGCGAACACGGGGGCCCGACGGUCGGGCCUUCUGGAGCACGAAAGCCAAGGCGUGGAGUUUCAGCACGGCGUUCGAGCCUGUGCGGCACUGGGCGUUCGCCGACACGCCCAGCAUGUCGGAGCACCUGCGCCACUGCCCCUGCUACACCGUGGAGGUUCGCACCGACGCCGUGCCGCUGCCCUGCAUGGGCGGGCCCCGCGAGCACGCGCGCCGAGCCCUGCGCAGGAGCCUGCGCCCCACCGUGUGACGCCGCGGCGUACGCACGAGCAGAGCCGAGAUGCGGGACGCGGUGGGGGAGCACGGCCGCUGCGGGCGAAAGCACCCCCCGUCUCGCCGUGUCGGCGUCUGACGGCCACGGUGGGCGCCUGCUGCACCAGCAGCCUGAAUAUGGGAUUGGUGGAUCGUGUAGAGAUUGGGCUGUCAGGUGCACAAGACAACCACCUGCAGAGCAACGGAGGUGUCUGUAAUGCCCCUUUUUCACUCCCACAUUCGAGCUAAGCCAGCGUGGGGCCCUCAGAGUACGGGUGGUUUUCCAUUUGCUCUCUGCCAUGCCGAGCCGCAACCAAACCUUGAUACGCCUGCCUCAGAAGACACCUAAAAUGUGACUCAAAGCCAUGUAGAGGCACCAGGGUCAGGGCUCAUGACACGUUCAUGGCAUGUGAUGUCAGCAGUGGGAAAAACAACCUUGGCACCUCCUGAGUUGGGCUGGUUCAGCACGGCUCUGGCGUGGGUUGAUGGUACAGUGGAUACGAGGUCUAUGAGGUGGUGUGGUUAGGAGGUUUCCGAGUUGCCGCUGGAGUUUUGGGAUUUAUUUUCUCAUGCUUUUUGGACUUUCUCCGGGCACUAGUUUUCUACAAUAAUGCAUACGUGCUCAUAAUUAAUAUGAGUUGGCAAAAAUCCCAAGCGGAAACCUCUUGAAAAGCGUAUGCUCUAAAAAAUAUAAGUGUGACAAGCCAGUCCGGCAAGUGAAUGGUUAUUUUUAGACUCUUAAGGUCACAUUUGAAUUAAGCUAAGCACAGCACUUAAAGUGUCGGAGUAACGAAGUGCACAUCCCUUUUGCAAUUAUGGUAUUUGUCGCAACACCAUAGCUUACAGCAUAAUGGAAUUUGCUCAAAUACUUUUAUUAUUUCUGUAACUAUAAAAUUCAAAAAUAGGAGAUAUAUUGUAAUAAGUUAAGCCGCGUGGUUCACAGUGUGCCAAGCUGUUGUGACCAUUUCGACAGCUGGGCUGUGGUCUCGCCAAACAUUCUCUGACCCACGAUGCUCACGUAACGCUGAUGCGCGCUGAAGCGAGUAAGUGCGUGUGACUACACGACCCACUUGAAACCCAGCUUCUUGUGCAUUCACGUCGAGUGUUACCAUUAAUAUUCCAAAGUUGGCACGCACUUUGUUUAACCUACACCGUCGCUAGUGGUCACGUUUAACAAUUUUCAGACCUCUCUGCAUACCUAACGGGUGCCUGUAUUGUAUUGCCUUCCUUGAACUAAGCAAUAGAUUUUUGUUGUAAAUGUCAAUUCUCAGCUUCCUAUAGAAGCCAACUUAUAGACGUUAACAUGAUGCUGGGGAUCACUCUUCUGCACUGCUGAUUGCCACAAAUGUGUGCGCAUAUCCAUUAUUCUGUCGCUUCAGCCAGGCCCAACUCCAUCGAGAUCUGUCAACAAGACCGGAGCAAAACCGAUGCUCAAUAAGGUCAUGACCACUUCGCUUUCCAGGACUAAUCUUACCUAAGCUUCACUUUGUACAUGCACAGCCAUGUUUUGUCAUUCCACUGCUGGACGAAGGCCUCUAUAACCGCCUGUGGGUUGUUGGCGUUAUCUGAAUACGCAAGUCAGCGUGUAUUGGUGAAGGUAGGGAGCGUCGAGGUGGGGGCAUAGUACAGUACAACAAUUGAUUUUGCUGCACUGCCCUUUGAUGUCCACCAUGUAUCCCCAAAGCAGCCCAGAGUGGUCACUCAUCCCAAGCGCUAUGCAGGCUUAACCCAUCUGACAAGAUGGGGCACCCUUCCGGUUAUUUGGUCAUCGGCUACAUCGCAGAUUAUGCUUCAGUUCAAUUGCCUUUUAAUGCCAAGGUUUCCCCCGUUUAUGGGUUCCCUAAAGGAAUUGAGCCAUAUUGAGCUUCCCACUCGGUCAGGUUGUGUGUUCUUUUUUCGUCUCACCACCUUUGCGAUCACAGCCCGAAGAAUAACGUUUAUAAACACAUCCCGCAAUGUUUGCAUUGUACAUUGUUUACAGCCUCGGAGGAGCAUGCGACGCUACUCCGUGUGGUUCAUAUGGACAGCAUUCGUGCCGUGGUGUCUCUGCAGUUAAGCCUGUGCUAAUGUAGUCUCGUUUCCCUCCUGGGUAAUCGGGGAGCCAAGCAUGCACCGUCCUCUAAGAGUAGGACAACAGGCGACCUUUUUCCGACACACGUCUGAUGGUCUCAUUGUACCCUCAACAAUCAAAUUACCCUACACCAAAUAAUUUCCCGGUGUGGCUUCAUUUAAAGGUAGGCAUGACCCAGUUGACAAAUAUCUUAAAACACAAUGCCCAACACAUAAAUGCCCACCACUGGAAGAGAUUUGGCGAGCAUUGCUUCUCAUGUGUGGAGCCACACUGAUAGUUGUGAAGCCGGUUGCCCUGACAUUACACUAACUUUGGUGUCUGCUAGCUCAGUUUGCACAGUUCAGGUGUGCCUUUUUCCACAGCAGUUGGUUCAACACAGAUCAUAAUAUAUGCAAAACGUGAUGCCUCUAACAGCAUAGGAUCCCGGCAUAUGAUUGUCUCAUUGUUCUGCAAUCAUGGCCACAGUUCUCUUGAAUUUGUGGUCUCGAGCGAGGCUGUGUGCAUUACACACGCAGUUUGGUGAUGUCAUGUGGCAUGCAAGGCUUAAUUUGGAGGACUGAUCCUUUGGUCGCCAUCACGCAUUUGGGUGUUUAAAAAUGAUCUUUUGCUCGUAUCCAGCCUGCACUCACUUUUUUGUCCAACGAGUUUCUCAUCGUUGUAUAGAGUGUGUUAGAAUUCGUUUAUUGUCAACGCAGAGGUGUUUGCAGUGCCCGAUUAAUGCAGGCGGGCACAUUUAAGGUGGAGUGUUUUUCAAUUGCAGGGCACUGUGAACCACAGCCUUUGAGAGGGGAAUUUGAAGGGAGUUGUAAACACCACAAGUGAAAAGAAUUACCAAAAUGAAAAAAAGGGCAGGUGGUCGUUGGGGUAGGGCUUGUGCCCGGGACUGAUUGGCUGAGCUAGGGUCAAGGCUUGUGUGCUCCAGCCCCAGACUCCCACCCUGCCAUGGCCAAGUUUGGCCUUUUCACUUUUUGUUCGCUUUUCACUUAUGGUGUUUACUGCGUCGCCGCGGCAAAAAGCGGAAUGCUUCCCCAAGCUCGGAGCCCAUGAGACGUUGGCUGCAGAAUGCUGUUCAUUACCAUCGUUUCACAAUAAAGUGUCCUGCAUGUGACAAUUAAAAGAGUUUCAUUUUUUUUUACAGGUAUUCUUACUCUUUUAAGACGCUACUUUUAAAUAAAAUCUGAUUUUUACAGGCCAUAUCUAAAAGAUCUUUUCACUCACCAGUGUAUCC